AUGUCAAAAGCUAAGGACUCUACCGCUAUCACCGAAGAACAGUCCGAAGACACGAAAAAGGGCACUGCUUCCAGGGAGCAGCAGAAUCCUGGAAAGUCCGAUGUUGGCGGCGGAAUUGGCGCCCUGGACCCCAGAGGCAAGCCAGAUGAGACACCCGAAGCUCUCAAGCAGGCCGAGGAAGCCAUAGGCCAGAUGCCCGAGGUCAAGGCCAAGGCCUGGGAUGCGCCUGAUCUCGGUAUCGAGCAGACUCCUGAAGAGAGGCUGCAACGUGAGCAGGCUGAGCAGGUGGAGGCGAAUAAAAGCAAGGAGCUCGCCAGCGCGCUGGCCUACAACAUUGAUCAGACCCAAGACAAAAUCCGGCCCAUCUGCAAGAUGAUAAACGACAAUAUUAGCACUUCCGAGGCCCAGCUUAGGGAGGAGCAUAGUGAAGAGGAACUUGUCAGGAAAGUCCAGCCUCUGAUUGAGGAGGGCGCUAAGAUCCUAGCGGAUCUCAAUGGUGUUAUCCGAGGUCUUGAUCCCGACGGCCGCAUCCAGAGGAACGCAAAGCAAAAGGCCCCGAUCGGUGAGGCUACUCCUGAGGAGUACCACCUCGCCGAUAAUAUCACUGCUACCAUCGAUAACGCCAGGCACAAGCUCGAGAACAUGCCGCAUGCCAAGAAGGAGCUUAACCCUCUCUGGACUCUUCUUGUAGCACCUCUGUUCCAGAUCAUCACCAGCGUCGGACUCUUGCUCGAUGGUGUGCUUGGCCUGGUCAGCAAGUUGCUGUACGGAGAUGUUAUUAGCUCCUUGACCGGCCAAAAGAAGAAAUAA
This is a messenger RNA of Fusarium oxysporum Fo47, 810 nucleotides long. RefSeq lists its product as uncharacterized. Bases 1 to 810 code for a protein of 269 amino acids. The transcript is spliced from 4 exons. The record is from RefSeq and is a predicted model, not a curated record. Lineage: Eukaryota; Fungi; Ascomycota; Sordariomycetes; Hypocreales; Nectriaceae.